Molecule: messenger RNA, 1170 nt
Organism: Giardia duodenalis
Lineage: Eukaryota; Fornicata; Diplomonadida; Hexamitidae
Product: putative Deoxyhypusine synthase
Exons: 1
Coding region: 1-1170 (389 amino acids)
Biological process (GO): peptidyl-hypusine biosynthetic process
Cellular component (GO): cytoplasm
Molecular function (GO): deoxyhypusine synthase activity
Source: RefSeq, a predicted model, not a curated record
AUGGACGGGAUUCAGCAUGCAUCCGACAACGUCAUCCGUGCAUCCGACGCAUCCUGCAUUGAGGAAAAGCUUGAGAUUCAUGGGCUAGAUCUUAACAAGCCCGAAAAUCAAAGCCUUGAUGCUAUCCUGAGCAACUACGCUAGAAUAGGAUUUUCGUCAACGGGGUUUUCUAAGCUCUGUACUGAAGUCAACAGAAUGUACUCAUGGCGUCUGAGCGAUGAUCCCUAUGAUCCUAAUCGAAGUUAUCCCGAGUGUCCUAUUGCGCGCUCCAAGAUACGCUGCAAAGUCUUCUUGGGGUAUACGUCAAACUUGGUUUCUUCGGGCCUUCGUGAGUACAUUCGCUUUCUAGUGCAGCACUCCUUGGUGGACGUGAUAGUCACAUCUGCAGGAGGGGUUGAGGAGGACAUCAUUAAGUGUCUUGCGCCGACUUAUCUAGGGGACUGGAAAACUGAUGGGGCAAUGCUCCGAAAGAACUCCAUUAACCGAAUCGGGAAUCUCCUAGUACCCAAUGACAACUAUUGCCUCUUUGAAGACUGGAUUAUCCCCAUCUUCGAUGAGUGCGUGGAGCAGCAGCGUAAGGGAUAUCACUGGACGCCGUCGCGACUUAUCUGGAAACUCGGAAAGCGGAUCAAUGAUGAACGUUCCAUUGCAUACUGGGCAUACAGGAAUAAGAUCCCUAUAUUCUGUCCUGCCAUAACGGACGGUAGUCUCGGGGACAUGCUCUUCUUCCACUCCUAUAAAAACCCUGGACUGAUCAUAGAUGUAGUCGGGGACAUUCGUGCAAUGAAUAUGCAGGCCAUCAACUCUCCAAAGAAUGGCUGCAUAAUUUUGGGAAGUGGAACCAUCAAGCACCACAUACUUAACGCAAAUCUGUUUGCAGGCGACGGUGCCGACUUUGCUGUGUACAUAAACACGGCACAGGAAUACGACGGCUCUGAUGCUGGAGCAACGUGUGAUGAGGCAGUCAGCUGGGGAAAGAUUUCUCCGACAGCCAGGCCUGUAAAGCUCUGCGCGGAUGCUACUCUCGUCUUUCCUCUUCUACUCCACGAGACCAUUUUGAAGAAAUACAAGGAAGAUCCAGAAUAUUGGGACUCAAAGAAGGGAGGAGAUCCCCAUGAGUGCUAUUGGACUCAAAUGGAGAAUGAAGUACGCGAGUCAAAGAGGUCAUAA